UGAGAAUCAGCUGAUCUCAAGAAGGCGCAUGCGUGUCAUUAUUGAACUACAGCCACCGAGGAUUCCGCCAGUUACCUCCCAACCGGUGUUUGGGUCGAACACAAACAUUUUCAACUAUUUCGUAACUGAAUAACUUUGUUUGAAAAAUUACAAAUCAGUUGACACAUUGAGAUUCUGACCAAGUCUGUCCUUUCGCAUCAAAUUUAUUUCGAAAGAAACGUUUAUAAACCUCUGUUACAUUUUAUAGAACAGUAAAAGUGGCUCUGAAGAUAUAAACAAGACAUUGAAGCUCAUCUGAUUGGCAGUGAUAGAAGUGUUAAUAUGCUGGAAGUGUCGCGAGGAUGCACUCAAGAGGAAUGGCCAAAAGAAAACGAAAGUGAGAAGAACUCCUUGGCAGCCAUCAGGGAUAAGGCAUUUCGAUUGUGCAAGGACCACCUCGGGGGUGCCUGGCUUUCAAUCUCACCCCAAGACAUGAUCUUCAGUAAAGUCAGUGGAGGCCUCAGCAAUUUUCUAUAUUUCUGUGCACUUCCAGAGGGAACAGAAAGCAUUUCAGGUGAGCCAAAUCGCUUGCUUCUUCGACUUUAUGGCAACAUGAAUCAUGAUAGAGCUAUGGAGACAUUAGUAACAGAAAGUGUAAUUUUUACUCUGUUGUCUGAAAGUCAACGAGGGCCAAGAUUAUAUGGAGUCUUCCCAGGAGGUCGCUUGGAAGAAUAUAUUGAGGCUCGACCCCUAACUUCACAGGAAUUUGUAGAUGCCACUGUAAGUUCUUUGAUAGCUGAUAAAGUGGCACAAAUUCAUCUAAUGGAUGUACCAAUCAAUAAACAACCAAAAUGGCUAUGGCAAACCACAGAAAGAUGGAUAAGACAGAUCAAUGAUAUUAUUUCAUCAAAUGAAGUAGAAGAAAGUGUAAGAGAUAUGAUAAAUACAUUGCAACAAGUCAAUUUAUAUGAAGAAUAUCUUUGGUUGAAAGAUUAUUUAACAAAUGUGAAAUCUCCAGUGGUUUUUUGUCAUAAUGAUCUUCAGAAAGGAAAUAUUCUUCUGAGAAAUAAAAGUAUUACUGAUAAUAGGAAAAAAUCAAUGACUGGUACAACUGACUUUGAACCUGAUUAUGAAAAUUUAACAAGCGAAAGCCUUGUUGUAAUAGAUUUUGAAUAUUGUUCUUAUAAUUACCGUGGUUUUGAUUUUGCAAAUCACUUUUGCGAAUGGGUGUAUGAUUACAAUAAUGAAGAACCACCUUAUUUUUGGGAAAUGGAAAGUAAUCAGGCAGACAUUAAACAAAAGGAACACUUUGUAAAAAGUUAUUUACAAGCACUGAAGAAAUAUCCUGAAUAUAAGCCUCAACCAGAAGAUGAUUUAGAUUGUAUAAUGAAGGAAAUAGAAGCUUUCACAUUGAUGUGUCACUUUUUUUGGGUUCUAUGGAGUGUUGUGAAUUCUGCUGACUCUGAAAUUUGUUUUGAUUAUUGGAGCUUCGGUGAAGUGAGGCUGCAAGCUUACUACAGGCACAAAAAGAAGAUAUUAGAAGACAUUGAAUAUAACAAAUCAUCCUAAGGAGCAUUUAUGAAUAUGAUCUCCUCAGUGUACCUUUAGUUAAAAUAUGAAGACCAGUAUUAAUAUUUUUAUCAUUAAAAUAAAUCCAUUUUUCUAUUUGAAUUUUUUAGAACUUGUAAUUUUGUUUUAUUUUUAUGAUGUAGUCAUUUCGCACUGUUUAAUUGACGUUAAUUUAACUAUUAAUUGUAAGGCCUAUAAUUGUACAUACUAUUACAAAAAUUAGUCAAGCAUUGUUACAUAAAACAAUGUAUAAUAAUGAACAUUGACAUAUGAGAUAAUGGUUGUAAUUGCCAUUGGCCUUGAAGUAAAAAUGGACUGAGCUUAAUAAAACUAUAAAUUUAAAAAUCAAAUGUUUGGAAUUAAUUGAACAAGCAAAGACAGUUAAAGAGUGAAUGAAACUACAAAUGGUACCAUAUUAAAAUAUUUUAACCAUGUUUAAUUUUGAGUUUUAAUAACAUUCCACUCUUUAUAGUUAUAUCACUAAAUACUUAUAAAUUGAUCUUAUUCACAAGAUCAUUUCAUUACAUUAUAAAUGUAGUUGAAUCACUUAUUACUGAUGGAAUACUGGCCCUCAAUGCAGUAUAAAUGAAAGAACUCAUGGAUAUUAUUGAAAAGAUCUCAUUCCUAUUUUUUGCUUCCACAAAAACUGGUCAGAAUUUACUUACCAAUCAUUGUAAAAACAUUCCGAACUUGUUUAAAUACACAUUUUAGCGCACCUAACGAAGGAGUUUACUAAAUGUGCUUUAUAGUAUCACCUUACAUUUAAGAGGUUUUAUAUUCCCUUUAAUCUUGUAGGUACAUACAUGGCAUCUAUGUGUUUCAUAGAUUGAAGCAAAUUUUUUGUUGAUUUUUUAUCAAUUUAAAAACUAUUUUACUCUUAAAUUUUAAUUUUUAAGGAGUGAAAAAGUGAAUUUUCAAAUUGUUGUAUUUAUCAAACCAAUUCAAAAAUGUUAUUUAAAUUUAUAUAAAUUUUGCCUCUCUAUUCUACUUUUCAACAAAGUUAAACCUGUAUUCUCUCUCAGAAUUACAUCCAUAGAUUCAUGGAUUAUGGUCUCUCCUUGAAAUACUAUUUUUUGAAGAAAAAAAUUAAGUUCUAUACUAUCUGGAAAACCUAAAGAACAAAUAGAAGGUAGAAAGAAAAGUGAAUCCCAUAGAACAAUUACAUGUGCUGGUGGGUAAAUUUAAAAGAUGUCUUCAAUUUUUUUAUUAUUAUUUAAAGUAUUUAAAUCAGUUGUUACUUUACCAUUUACUUU
Nezara viridula (southern green stink bug) is the source of this 2801-nucleotide messenger RNA. The record is from the annotation of a GenBank genome assembly. Lineage: Eukaryota; Metazoa; Arthropoda; Insecta; Hemiptera; Pentatomidae.